Corythoichthys intestinalis (scribbled pipefish) is the source of this 4129-nucleotide messenger RNA. RefSeq names its product metallophosphoesterase domain containing 2a (gene mpped2a). Lineage: Eukaryota; Metazoa; Chordata; Actinopteri; Syngnathiformes; Syngnathidae. The coding region runs from base 1280 to 2149 and encodes 289 amino acids. The transcript is spliced from 7 exons. The record is from RefSeq and is a predicted model, not a curated record. Gene Ontology annotation, molecular function: hydrolase activity.
CACAUCGCCAGCGUGCCUGAUCGAAAGGGUCAAUUUAUCCGCCGUCACCCCCGUUUUGUUGCUUUACCGGGGUGCUUUCCAAGCGGAAAGUUGAAGCCUAUGCGGUUUGCGGUGCACACUACACGGACACCAAAUGUGUGCGCACCGGCGUCACAGCCAAUCGGUUCGAGUGAGGAGCUGCGAGGCAACAGAAAUCAGAUUAGAAAAAAGGAACUGUCGGGGAAGGUUUAGCACGCUAGGCUAGAGGGCUAGUCGCUGCUACUGUAGCCAUAAUGUAGAGAUAGUUUGAGUAGCAACGCGCGUAUACGUACAGUACGUACACGCGCGCACAUGUAUCGAAGCAUAGACAGUUUGGAGCACAAAUGCUUAGCUUGCGUUUUCAAAAAAAGUCUAGUUUUGUUUUUAGGUGUCAUAUUGUAGGAGUGUAGAAAUACUGUUAAAGUACUGCAUCUAAUUGUAUUUUGAUCAGUUGAAAUAAUUCAGCGAAGACAGGAUUUUUUUUGCAUAAUUUGCUAUAUUGUUAUUGAAGAUCUAAUGGAAAAUAGCCUAGGUGCAGCUUUGUAAGAAGCCGUCCUCAGAUUGUCCUCUCAGUUCUGGGACAUUCACAAGGAACUGCAACCACACAAAAUACCCUUUUGAUCAUAGGAAUUUUUUGUUGAACAUUCAUGCUUUAUCUCUAAGUGGGAAAACUUAUUGGCAUUAAAUAGCUACUGGGGGAAAAAGGAAAUAUUGACACCCCCCACACACUGUAUUUUCAAGGAAUGAGUUGCAGUUAGAUAUAUUGAUAAGGCACAUUCUCAGCUGACCCAGGAUUAGGGAUAUAGAUUGUUUAGGAUGGUUUCUUGUUGCUGUAAUUGACAUGCAUUUUAACAAAUUCAGUAAAUGCAUGCAACCAUUAAAUCAGCCAAGAGCUGUUGAUUUCCCUCCAAAAAGAUGACAGACUGUAAAUUGAGGGCAGUCUUCUUUUUAUAUUCCCCAACCCCUCUAAUACGGUUGUGUAUGCAUCAGGGGCCGUCGUAUAAAACACUUGUCAAACCCUUCACUUCAGUGGGCACUUUACGACCAGUCAGGGAGGUCAGGCAGGAGGGAGGCUCAGGGUCCAAGCAGACACAACUGUCGCGCCGGCAAAGUGCUGGGUCGGUGAGCCGGGUGUUUGCUGUCGCAGCUGCUGUGGGUGACUUCCUGGGCUUUUUCUGAGCCGCUCCAAAGGAUGUCCGCUGCACGCAUUGCUGCUGAAUCCCGGUGAACAAACGGCGUCUCAUGUCCUCACGUUGGAAGGAUGGCUCAUGGCAAAGUGACCAUCACAGUGGAUGAGUACAGCUCCAACCCAACACAGGCCUUCACACACUACAAUAUCAACCAGAGCCGCUUCCAGCCUCCACACGUCCACAUGGUGGAUCCAAUUCCCUAUGACACUCCAAAACCAGCCGGCCACACCAGAUUUGUGUGCGUAUCAGACACACACUCGCGUACAGAUGGCAUUCAGAUGCCCUAUGGCGAUGUGCUGCUGCAUAUGGGUGACUUCACGGAGCUUGGCCUGCCCUCCGAGGUCAAGAAGUUUAACGACUGGCUAGGUGGCCUUCCAUAUGAGUUUAAGGUGGUAAUCGCGGGUAACCAUGAGCUGACCUUUGAUAAGGACUUUAUGGCUGAACUGGUCAAGCAGGAUUACUACCGUUUCCCUUCAGUCUCCAAACUCAAACCAGAGGACUUUGACAAUGUCCAGUCGCUACUCACAAACUGUGUGUACCUGCAGGAUUCUGACGUCACCAUAAAGGGAUUCCGGAUAUACGGCACACCAUGGUCUCCGUGGUUCAACGGCUGGGGCUUCAAUUUACCUCGGGGCCAAUCCCUACUGGAUAAAUGGAACCUCGUCCCAGAAGGCGUCGACAUCCUGAUGACCCACGGCCCUCCGCUUGGUUUCCGAGACUGGGUUCCUAAAGAGCUGCAGAGGGUCGGCUGUGUGGAGCUGCUCAACACGGUCCAGAAGAGGGUGCGACCCAAACUCCAUGCCUUUGGUGGCAUUCAUGAAGGCUAUGGCAUCAUGACAGAUGGUUACACAACGUUCAUCAACGCGUCAACCUGCACCGUCAGCUUUCAGCCGACCAACCCACCCAUCGUCUUUGACCUGCCUAACCCUUCCAGCUCCUGAGACCAGAAGAAAGGGGGGUGGGCUGUAUUUGGAAAUAAGAUUUUUUUUUUUCUAAAAAUAUGUCAAUAGAAAAAAAAAAGAAAAAAGAAUGUGUCUUUGCAAACUGUUGGUCCUCUCCAAGAUGUUGAAAAUAUUUGGAGACGUGUUGGGAUAGAAUGGGUGAUGGAGAUAUAAAAGGAGAAUAUUAGUGUUCUUUUUUUUUUUUCUUUAUGUUGGUCUUCUGUGAUUCUGUUUGCUAAACACAAUCAAUGUUUGGCAGAUUUCACAAAAAGGCUUUCUUUUCAAUUGAUGUUUUUUGUUGAUUAUGAGCCAACUUUUUCGCACUAUGUCAUCUUACAAACUUCACUUUUCAUCUCACGGUUGCACAUUGUUGCUUUUCAUCACAGGAAGAAAAAGCCGUUGCCAUGAAAUGCAGGAAUUGAAUUAUUUUUGGGAGGGGAACACCAGUAUUCUCCUUUUGCCAUGGUGAGGGAGGGAGGGGGGGGGGGGGUUGUGAUUAAACAAUCUUGCUCUUGAUAAAUAUUAGUCAGAUCUGUAAGAUAAACGAAGCUUUGUGAAUUUGUACAAUUUCUUUGUUCGAUUUACGUUGACCAGACAAUGGAUGCCAUCUAUGUUUUGUGGUUAUAUCAUCUUUUUUGGGUUUAGUUUAUAUUUUUGUUAGUUUUUUUUUUUUUUUCUUUUCUUUUCUCGUCCGUUGUGCUUUCUGCUGACAGGGCCGCUGCCUUAAACUAGCUUUAAUGUUCUCAGCUAGAGCUCCACUCUUUCUCUCGGUCUACGAGGUCAGAGAGAAAAAAAAAGUCCUUAUUUAUUGUCCAAUUUCCCCGCUAGACAACAACGAAAUGACGCAGGGACCGAAAGCUAUUGAAUCACAGCUUAAACGUUUACAUUAUAGUCCAUCCCCUUCAAUGACUCCUGAUCUAAUUUGGAAGGUUUAUGUAUAAAAAUAUGUAUAUUAUAUAUUCAUGUUGUAAGACGUCUGUAUUAAAGUUGUGUUUGAAGGAGGGGGAAAAUUACUUUCACCUUUUUUUUGAUGGUCUCCAAAAAUUUAAAGUUGUUUUUGCAUCUUCAUUUGGGAUGAGAGGAAAUGAAAAGUUUCAGAAUCACAAUCCAUCAGGUGCUGCUUUUCCCAGCAACGCUCCUGCCUAAACAUGCUUAAAUUGUCCUUUCAAGUGUCAAUCUGAUAGUUAUUUUGUGUUUUAUUGCUUUGUUUUUCUAAUUUUGCACUGUGUAAAUGCAAUCUUGCUAGCACAAAAAAAUUGUUGCCAAUAGUAGUUUCAACUUUGCUGCUGUAAAUGCUCUUUUCAUGCUCGCUCUGUCUAUCUCUCUGGCUUUCUCUGAUUGUAUGGAAAUGUUAGUCCUCUCUUUUCAGUUCAUUGUGAUAUAUUUAGCUGCCUUUAUAUGCAAAUAAAAUUGCAGAUUUUUACUUACGCAAGCGUGUCGGCAUUUAAAGUUACCAAACCUUUUUUUAAAGUGUCCCUUUUGACGUGCAGUAAUGUUCAGUUCCCAAAGAAGAUACAUUUCUAAAUGCCACUCACAUCGUGUUGUGAAGGCUCUACUUAGACACCGACCUGCAAAGUAAAAAGUUUUACUGAAUGUCAACUUUCAGACUUGUUGUGAGUGUAGAUUUUAUUAGAAAAGUUGAAUGAUUCACAAUCAUUUAUAAAUUAGAUUAGCAAAUUGGUUUAUUUAAAAGAUUUUACUUGUCUUUCUUUCUUUCCAAUCUGCAGUGUAAUAGUGCAUGAAUUCAACUUUACGGGAAUUAAUUUGCCACCAUAAAGCCUUUAAAUGUCCAAGAACAUGUCUGGGGUAUUUAACCUUUAUUUAUCCAGGUAAGGCAAUUGAGAACAUUCUCAUUUUCUAUGUUGACUGUGGUUGCUUACAGUAAAAUGAAAGCAAAUUCUAAUUAAGACUCUCACAACCAAAGUAUCUGUCAAGUGCAUAAUGUUAUUUGUGCUAGCAUCUGCAAGGUCAAAUAUAUUC